AUGGAACAAGCACAUUCUGCUGAAGUCCAAACAAAAUCGAUGGGAGAAGUUGAAAUCAUCGAAUUGAAAGUUGGAUAUUUGACUCGAUCAUUACUGUGUUUCAAUGUAUAUGCGUCAAACAAAUGCAGAUUUUAA
This is a messenger RNA of Funneliformis geosporum, 135 nucleotides long. NCBI's taxonomy places the organism in Eukaryota, Fungi, Glomeromycota, Glomeromycetes, Glomerales, Glomeraceae. The record is from the annotation of a GenBank genome assembly.